Messenger RNA from Scylla paramamosain (green mud crab), 4724 nucleotides. RefSeq names its product reversion-inducing cysteine-rich protein with Kazal motifs-like (gene Reck). Gene Ontology annotation, molecular function: protein binding; metalloendopeptidase inhibitor activity. The record is from RefSeq and is a predicted model, not a curated record. Gene Ontology annotation, biological process: extracellular matrix organization. Lineage: Eukaryota; Metazoa; Arthropoda; Malacostraca; Decapoda; Portunidae. Gene Ontology annotation, cellular component: plasma membrane.
CAACAGCAGCACGCACGCCAGUCACCGUUCAGCCGCUGUAAGGGAAGGUAGUGCGCGUCGCUGCUCCGGGACCUGCUACACGAGGUGCCUUCCCAGCCUGUGACGCUCGAACAGCAGGAGGGCUGGACCGCGCCGGUGUGAGUGCCAUCCCGCAGGUUGAGUGCGCCGGUGAAGGGCGUGAGUGCGCGUGUGUGAGGCGCGACGCUGAGGCGAGGGCGGUGCCAUACCUGUCUCGAGGCUCCCAGAGAACCUGUGUGGCGUAGGUCAGGCGUGCCGGCGGGGCUGCAGGCGCCGCGGCCCGCCACCACCACCCGUUCCGCCAGUAAUCUGAGCCGCCACGAGCCCCGUCCAGGCGUGCAGGGGCCGCCGGGCUGCCUGCGUCAGGAGGGCUGCUGUCACCCGACCAAGCUGCCAACACGGGUAGUAUACGCCGCCGCCCACAGGGCCAGCCAGGGCGGGAGAUGAUGGGCGUGGGUGGGGCAUGACCCAAGGGCGGCACCCACCCCGGGGGCCGCGGGAGGCACCCUCGCUCACCCUCCUCUUCUUCCUUCUCCUUGUCGUCACCGCCAUCACCGCAGACACCACCCAGGGAGAUGGCUGGUGCUGUAGCCUCGCCCCUCAGCCCUGCCGCGCCGCCUGCUACAGGGUACCGGUGUGGGGUCUGGGGGGGCGGGACGCAGACCACCACCUGACUCACCUUGCCUCCACCUGCCCGCACACCUUGGACAAGUUUUGGACUUGUCUCAACCACACGAUGGCAGAGGUGACGGAGGGCGCCGGGGGUGGUGGGGGCGGCCGUGUUGCAAGCUCGCCGUGGCCCCGACCUGCCAGGCGGCGUGUCUGAGUGCCGUGAAUGGUCAUCAGCUCGGCGCCGCAUGCAGGGCCUCCCACGAGAUUGAGUUCUUCCGCUGCAUCCAGAGAACCGAGGAGGGCGCCGGUUGCUGUGCCCGCACCCAGUCCUACCGCUGCCGCGCGUCCUGCGAGGCUGUCUUCACCGCCCGCACGCCGUCGCGCCGUCUCAGGCACCAGCUGGCCAAGGACUGCCGCUCACACGCUCACGUCACGCGCUGCGCCCACGCCCUCACCAAGACCACGCCCGCCCACCGCCCCGAGAGGAACCUGCACUGCUGCGCCGCCUCGGAGGUCGCCUCGUGCAGGGGCGCGUGUCGCGACGUGCUCAUGUCCGCGGCGCCGCAGCAGGACAUCCUGGAGCAGCUGGAGGAGGCAUGCGGCACCGUGGACCUCACCAACGGCGUGUGGAAGUGCCUCUUUCAGCAGAGCGAGGCCGCGGCCGUCGCCACCAGCCAGGAGGGGAGGCAGGUGUCACGCCUGGGCCGCCUGGGGCUGGACGCGGCCAAGCUCGGGUGCUGCCAGCGCGCAGCAUCUCCGGAGUGCGGCGCACUGUGCCGACGUGCCUUUUCCCGGGAGUGGGGCCGCCCCUGGGAGGCCCUGCAGACCGCCUGCCUCUCCCAGCCGCGGGAGGCUUCUCUUCUAGCGUGCCUCUCAGAGUCGGACGUGCCCUGCCAGCAGGGCUGCUCGGGUCUUGCCUUCUGCACCAACUUCAACCACCGGCCCACGCAGCUCUUCCGCUCCUGCACCGCCCGCGCCGACGCCGCCGCGCGCGAAGACCUGCAGCUGUGGCAGGAGAGCCAGCGGCUGAGUCUGUCAGGGCUGGCGGCCACCGUGCCUCUCCGCAGCGUGAUGGAGUGCCAGCCUGAGCUGUGGCGCGCCGUGGCCUGCGCCCUCCACCUACAGCCUUGCCACGUCUCUUCCCUCACCAACGCCAUCUGCUGGCAUGACUGCGUCAACCUUCUGUCCAGGUGUGUGGCGGAGCCCAAGGGAGGGCCGGACGGGAGCAUGACGGCGGGGACGGUGUGCGGGGCGCUCAGUCCUCCCCCAGGCAGCCCGUGUGUCUCCCUGACGCCUUUCCUUACCCAGUCCGAGGUGCCCAACGAGGUACCUUGGCGGGUGCCCACCUCGCCGUGCCGCCCCUUCCCCUGCCCCGACCGUCACGUGUGCACCGUCAACAGCGAGUGCCGUCCCGGCGAAGCGUGCCGCCCCUACCACUGCACGCCCGCCUGUACCAUGGGCGAGGUGUCCAGCGUCACGGUGCCUGUCGGGGCCUACAUCAGCGUGCACGCCAGGACGGGCGGGUCGAGUUGCGGCCAAGUGUGUGUGUGCGGGCCGUGGCGGCGUGCUGAAGUCCUGCCGCUUCGUGCCCUGCGUCGAUCCGGCACCCUGCUGGCUCGGCACUUCCAAAAUAGAGCACGACACAGAGGUAGUGAUGGGGUGCAGGGGUGUGUGUUUGCCACGCCGGGGAGCUUACCUGUCUGCCCCGCCCCGUCUGCCACGCCCAGCAGCCUCCUCCACGCCCUCCCGCCGCUCACAGGCCUGGGCGCGGGGGCUGUGUCGCGCGGCCUGACCAGUGAGGGGAGCGAGGAGCCUGAGAAGCUCCCCUGCGGCUGCCCCGACCACUGGGUGCCCGUGUGUGCCAACAACGGCAGGUCCUUCCCGUCGGAGUGCCUGGCCAGGUGUGCCGGCGUGAGGGACGGGGAGUGGGUGACGGGGGAGUGUGGGGCGCGGGACGGCUGUGACGGGGUGAGAUGUGACGCAGGGCAGGUGUGUGUGUCCGUCCCCAACACCUGUCUCACGCUGCCUGCCACGCCCUGCCCCCAACACAUCUGUGUACCUACGGAUGGUGGCUGCCCGCUCGAGGCAUCCAUCCCAGCCUGUGAUACCCGUGGCCACCAGUUCGAAUCCCUAUGCGAUCUUGUCAGGGCCGGAGCCACCCUUCGUCACGUCGGCACCUGCAGUACUCGCUGCUCAACCUCAGGGGAAGUGUGUGGGCGUGACGGGCGUACGUGGGCGUCAGAGUGCCACGCCCACGCCAACAGAGUGCCAGUGGACUACGCGGGACCGUGCAGGGGCGUAGGGGUGCCUGGGAGGGAAGGCUGCCCUGGGGUGGUGUGUCCUAAACCCGCGGGCGCCUCCUCCUCCUCCUCCUCCUCUUCCUCCUCCUCAUCCUCCUCCUUCACUUCUACCUCAGAACAAGCAGGGUGCCUGGCAGGUGUGGCGGAGGCGGCGUGGUGCUGCGGGCGUGUGUGUGGGGGGGCACUUAGACUAGCGUGGUCGUCGCGUGCAGUGGAGGUCGCGGGUGUGGCAAUCCCUCAUCCACGCCCACUGACAGUCGCCGCGCUGCUCCACGCCCUCGCAGCCAACGUAGGUGUAUCGGAAUGCGAAGUGCGUGGGCAUUUAACCCUCGACGGACACUUGCUGGUUCUCGUCACGCCCACGGCAGCGCAUACGCCCAUCCCGCCGCCCUUAGUGUCGGAGGCGUGCAUGGUGGAGGCGGAGAGGCUGGUAGGGGUGGUGAGAGCAAGGUCCCCGAGGCUCAUGUCCACUCUACCAGCCUCCGCUCUUACGCUGGCAGUCUCCGCUCACACGUCAUCCUCCGCCGCGCUGGUCCCCGCCGCUCAUUCCUCCGUGGCGCUGCUCUUCGUCCUCCUUCUCUCCAUGUUGGUCAGAGGCGUGCGAGGGGAGGUCUGAGGGGAGAAAGGGUCACGGUGAGGCAGGGGAGGCUAAGUUACCAGUGCAAGAUUCCUCCGCAUCGUCUCCCCUUCUCAAGAUGUCCUUUCUUUUUCAGUGCCAGUGAUCUGAAGUGAAGAAUGGCGAAGUUCCUAUGUGUGUGUGUGUGUGUGUGAGAACGGUGGUGCUACUGUAGGCGUGUUAUGUAGGGGACCACAAGCCGUCCUUAUAAAGGUAGCCAUCUACUUUUUUCCUGCCCCUCCAUCCAUCUGCAGCAUCUCAAUCCCCCCAUUCCCUCCUCCUCUCCUAUUCCUACUCCUCCUCCUCCUAUCCUCCUCAGUAUGCAAGUUCGAAUCCUCUGAAGCAGUUCCUUAAUGGAGUCUGAAACGCUUCACGAUGCUUCGAUGCUUAUUAACUUUUUCUUUCAGGGAUAUUUUGGGUAAUGAAAAUAUGGGUUCUGAAAGUUGAUGAUUAGGGCGGACUUCAGUGUGUGCGGCUGGGAGUGGCUGGGUUGAUUUAAGUGGGUCUGGAAGGAGCUAGAUUAGUUUAAAGUGAUGGGGUCUGGUGAUGGGACUGAGUGAGGCGCAUUAGGGCUGAUGGCGGUGAAAGGCUGAGGUGAUGGGACUGAGAAGGACGGGUGAGGCCUGAAGGGGUGAUGGGUUGAGGUGAUGGGGUGUGGUGAUAGGGUGGAGACGUUAGGGACUCCGGGAAAGGGGUGAUGAGAAGCCUUAGAGAGAGAGAGAGAGAGAGAGAGAGAGAGAGAGAGAGAGAGAGAGAGAGAGAGGUUUAUUCGUUUGCAGGGACACACGUUAUAAGUAUUAGCUUUAUAUAAAUAGACAAUUACGUAUAUACACACAUACACACACCAGUAAAACAAGUGACAAGCGACAAGAUUAUAAUUUAUAGGGAAAAGUAUAUGAGGAAAAGAAGUGUUGUUAUAAUAUGUAUUCCUAUAACAUUUUAGUCAAUAUACGGGAUGACUCAGUGGCCAGUCACGUGCGGGUUUACUUAGAACGUAAUAAACUAACUAGAUAAAUAAAUGAAUAUAUAAAUAAAACAUCAAACUGAAAAAAAAAAAAAUCCCGCCAAAAAAAUCAAACCCGUCUUCUUUUAGUUACGUUUUCUGUUUAUUUUUCUUCCCGUUCCUUCUUUUAUAUACAUGUAUAGAUAUAUUGUAUAAUAAACCAUAUGCCCCCUGA